Drosophila navojoa is the source of this 418-nucleotide messenger RNA. RefSeq lists its product as uncharacterized. NCBI's taxonomy places the organism in Eukaryota, Metazoa, Arthropoda, Insecta, Diptera, Drosophilidae. The record is from RefSeq and is a predicted model, not a curated record.
UAAUAACAGGCGACCAGAGCCCGGACUCUAGCAAUUACAGAGCAGAGAUGUGCGGCGGUUGGGCGUGUGCUUCAUAUGCGAUUGCCUGCAACACUCAUCGUUUGUCCAAUGUGCGGUAUACGGGUCGCUGCUUUGCGCCCACGCCCUGCGGCAUCUAUGACAAUUGCUCCGCAUGUGGCUGUGGCGGCGGCUGCUGCGGUGGCGGUUGCUGCGGCGGCUGCGGCUGGUAACGCCAGAACUAACAUAGACGGCUAGCCGCCAACUGAUAACUGGGUGCUGUAAAAAUUUGAGAAAAGCUGGCCUUGAAUUUUUCGGAAUAUGAUUCAAGUCGACAAUGUUGUCAGGCCUACAAAAAUUAAAGCAGUCUGGUCUUGGGUUGUGGGCCGAACGCUCACCUCAAAAUUUUUAAGUUUCAAGA